This is a messenger RNA of Marmota flaviventris (yellow-bellied marmot), 2111 nucleotides long. It is a transcript of the gene Stbd1, whose product is annotated as starch binding domain 1. Gene Ontology annotation, molecular function: glycogen binding; starch binding. NCBI's taxonomy places the organism in Eukaryota, Metazoa, Chordata, Mammalia, Rodentia, Sciuridae. Gene Ontology annotation, cellular component: membrane. The record is from RefSeq and is a predicted model, not a curated record.
UGUGGCUCUGCCUGCGAGAUCCGAGCCCUAGUCCAGGUUCUCGUCGUCUCCCGCGGCUGCAGCCUCUCAGUCAUGGGCUCCGUCUGGUCAGCCCUGCUGGUCGGAGGGGGUCUGGCAGGAGCGCUUUUCGUUUGGCUGCUGCGGGGCGACCCCGGGGACAACGGGAAGGACGGGGGCACCGAGCAGCGUAAGGACGCCGAUAUUGCGGCUCCUGGAAGCGAUCAGGGUGCUGGCAGCGGUGGAUUGAGCCCCGGACCUUACAAGCAGGAGGUGGUCAUCAAACCAGAGCAUCUUCAAGAAAGCAAUGGACAUUUGAUUUCUGAGACCAAAGGUCUUGGUAACCUACAGGAAGCAUCACAGAGACCACAGAAUCCUUCCGGAGAAUACUGGGACAGUGCAAGACAGCCUGCUCCUGCUAGACAGAUCCCAGACACACAGUCUCUAGCUACCUCUGAGAUUGCCAACUCCAGUGGUUACUCUCAAGUUUCAAGAAAUAAAAGCCUUGAAUCUCACAGAGGAGAACAGAAAUUCCAAAAAGAACAUGACACACCCACUAAAGCAGCUACAUCAUCUGCAGAGAAGUUGCCUUCUAGCAACCUGCUCAUGGACAGAGCUACAGAAGUGAGUCUUGCACAGUUGAACAGUCAGGACCUCACUGACCAUGAGGACUGGGAAAUGGUGUCUAGGCACUCAUCUUGGGGAGAUGUGGGUUUGGGUGGCAGUCUUGAGGCCUCAAUGGACAGUGGCAGAAGCACUCGUGUGGAGGCAAGAGGUUGGGAAGUGAAUGGGAAAGCAAAAAAGGUCGCAACGAUAGCUUCAGAGUCUCGGCAAGUUAACAUCAGGUUUCAGGUACAUUACAUCACGGGCACUGAUAGUCAAUUCAUCGCAAUAACUGGAGACCACGAGAAUCUUGGGAGAUGGAAUACUUACAUCCCUCUCCACUAUCACCAGGAUGGGUUUUGGUCUCAUUCUGUUUUCCUGCCAGCAGAUACAGUGGUGGAGUGGAAGUUUGUGUUGGUAGAGAAUGGGGGAGUUACUCGCUGGGAAGAAUGCAGCAAUAGACUCUUAGAGACUGGUCAUGAGGAUAAAGUGGUUCAGGGCUUGUGGGGGAUUCACUGAUUCUGCCUGCCAAAUAACAGGCUGUAGCAGAAUGUAGAAAAGGCUGAGGCUAUGGAGCACACUGAAUAAUUUAAAAUAAAGGCAGCGUGACUCCAAAUUUAGCCAUCAGAGCUGUUUUGAAUUCGCUAGUGGCUUUUGUCUGAUGUCAGAAAUAUAUAUAUGCAGAUAAUGUUUCCAGUGAGCAUGGACUUUUUUUCUCCUGUGGCUUGGGUUGACUGACCUGUGCUGAUAAAUCAUUACCUUGGGGCUCGGCCUUGGGGUGGGGGUUGACUUAGCUAAACUUCAGGUGUGGACUGUGGUCAGGAAGCACAGACACUAACCAGCUCCACUGAUUCAAGCUUGAGCUUUUACAGGCGCUCUGGAGACCAAGGCAAUAAACGAGUCUCUUUGGAAACAGCUGAAGAAACUCUCUUCACACAUUUUACAUUUAAAAUAGUUAACUCCAUAUGGAAUUGUGACCAGAAAAAUGUCUGGUCACUAUGUGUGAUUAGUAAGGAUCUGAGGUAAAGUUCUGAGACUCCCCAGGGUUUUUGUCUGAUUUUUGCCUGCCAGGUGUGGAUUUGAAGUCUUUGUCUUAAUGAUCAGAGUCUACCCUCAAGGAAGUCAGGCAUGGGAACAUCCCCAUGAGAAAGGGAAUAUAAAUGAAGUUCAGAUGCAGGCUGAGUGAGGGGGCCUGAGGUGAGGGAUACCUCCUAGAGGACCAGGAGGUCCAGGUUCAGCCUGGCUGACCCAUCACUUACUCUGGGAGCCCCUUAGGACCAUCUCCCUGCUCAGUGCUGCCCUCUCUCACCAGGUCUCAACAGAUGGACUGUCCCAUUGCAACUGUUUCCAUCCCUCGCCCCCUUCCCACUCCUUUCAUCCCAGUAGUAUCUCAGGUGACAAAUUUUACCCAGGUCAGUGAGACAAAAGUAUAUCUUUGCUCUGAAAGGAGACAUUUAAGCUUUAAGUUAUUGUAUCUGAAUAAAGAAUAAAAUUUGAGUUUUAAUAACCUU